Messenger RNA from Lymnaea stagnalis (great pond snail), 13448 nucleotides. The record is from the annotation of a GenBank genome assembly. NCBI's taxonomy places the organism in Eukaryota, Metazoa, Mollusca, Gastropoda, Lymnaeidae.
UAGCAGAUUCUUUAUUUUAAGUUAGUAAUCUUGUUUCACAAAUCAAAAUGUAUCAACUUUGACAGUUGAUAGAAAUUAAAAUAAGUUCUAGUCAUUUGCUUGAGGUAAGUACAAGCUUUUAUGAUUAUUCUUUAAUAAUAUCUUAAGAAAUUCUUGGAUCACUGUGGCAGAGUGUGUUAUUUCUUGAAUAUUGAGGAUUAUAUUAUAUAAUAAGUUUCUUGUGGAAUAUUGUGAUUUGUGAGUGAAUACAGGAUAUUUCAAUAUCAAAGGUAAGUGAAUAUUUACAUUUUUAAUUUUAUUUUAAGAAUCAUAAUGUUUAUUAAAAUAUGAUUAGGCCUACAUAGCCAUAAAUAUCAUUUACCUAUAAUAGAUUCUGCAAUAACAAGUUGGGAUGUCACUAGGUCUAUACUAGGCUUAAAGGAUAUAUAUAUAUAUAUAUAUAUAUAUAUAAAUAAAUAUAUAUAUAUAUUUUCCUACUGUAAGUGUAAUAAUGCUACUAAGGCUAGGGUUAUUUAUCCCACUCCCCCAAUUAAUACCUCAAAAUAAAGCAUCAGAUAAUAUUAUAAAUAGGUAUUUGUGCUAGUAAAUUGUUGCUUUGUUUUAAAAUUAGUUAUUAGUGGGUAAUAUGCUGGAUUUCCAGUGUAAAUCAAGUUGCUUAUUACAAAAACGUCCAUUAUCGAUAAUAGGUAAUUUUGGGACACAUGUGACAAAAAUUUUGCACACAAAUUUCUCACCCAUGGCGGGGUCCUAACCUCACGAAUUUUGGAUAUGUUGUCAUUUAUGCCUACAUCUAACAUUGGUAUUUUCUCUUUUUAAACUUAUAUUUUCCAAAAAAAAAUUAUGAAAGAGUCAAAUUAGCUAUUAUUUACCAUUAAUUUUCAAUGUCAAACUGUCAAAUUUUUUCUUAAAGAAAAGUGUCACAUGAACAACAAACAUGUCUGCUUUAAGUUGAGGGCAGAAAUAGAAUUUAAUAACAAAACUAACUUUAGCAAAAAAAAUCUUAAACAACACAACCCUCGGUAAAUUAAAAAGUGGAGGUCGCCAUUUUGACAACGAAAUCACGAUACCCGGUUUUCGGCACUUCCCGGAUCAUGACAUGCAUUGGAGCCAAAAUGAUCAAUAAAUUGAUCUUGGGCCCUUAAGAUAUAGAAGAAGAAAAGAUCUAGAUGUAGUGUUGGCCUAGCCCACUGUAACUGAGUAGGGUUUCUCAUUUCCCAUGAUUUUGCUUAUCAUUAUCAUGAAAAUAGAGAAACCAGGAUAAAAAAAGCUCUCUUCAUCCCUGUUGAAAAUUAAUUUCAUAAAAAAUUAAAAUAUAUUACAAACUGAAUUAACUAUAGACUAUACUAUACUUUAGAAAAAGAGUUAAUUUUUUUUUGUCUACCCUAUACUAAUAAUACUAUAAUAAUAAUAAUAUUCUUAAUAAUAAUAAGAUAUUUUAAGUAUUAACUGAAUACAGUGGUCGAAAUUAGUAUUUCCAUAAGACUCAAGACUGUUUGAAUCAAGAUCAGUCAUGCCCAUGUGGUUUUGAGUUUACUUCUGUAAAACACUCACACUCCAGAUCCAUCAUUUAUAAUAAGUAUGAUAUUUUUCAGGUAGCACUCAACUGCUUUAAGUAGUGUAAGUAACUACAAAGCCUGUGCUGACAGAAGUUUUUGCAGACAUUAGGUGUUAGGAUUUAAGAAUGUCUUCACAACCUCCAUCAGAACCAUCUACUCCAAGCAGAAGGAGCAAGAGAGGUAGACCAUCUGAGACUGAAGUUGAAAACACCCCUGAUGGCAAUGAUGUUCAAACUCGUAAGAUUUAGAUGGUGAUAUAAAUUAAAAAUGCUAAUUUAUGAAAUUCAGAUAUGCUUGUAUACAGAUGAUACUGUUGUUAGUAAUGUUACUGAAAGCAUUUAAAUAUUUUUUUUUUAAAUAUAUUUAAAUAUUUCACAGUAUUUUGAUAUUUAGUUUAGGCCUAGAUUGAGAAGCCCAUGAAUCUAGAAUUAGUAUCCUAAUUGACAGCAGUUUUGUCUUAUUCUACUUUUAUAUAUUUAUUUUCCAGCUACCAGAAGAUCAUCAAGAUCCUCAACAUCUACUCGUGAGUUACAUUUCAAUUUUCAUAACGAAGUUAUUAAAAAAAUGGGCCUGCAUAAGCAUUUAGUUGCUUCCUGGUUUAUGGUUUGGAUUUUUUCACCUAAUUAUACAAUCAAAAUUAUUGGAAAUAAUUUUGAGAUAUUUAAAAGUAUUGUUUUAAGAGUUGAUUUAAAACUAGUAAUUCAUUGUUUUAAUUGCACCAAAGUGAGGAGAGGAAAAAAAGGGGGGUGGGGGGAUAUUGCAAGACCUAAUUAUAUCUGUCAACAAAGUGAAACAACCUUCACUUUUUUGCUAAUUAUUGCUCCUGGCCAGUCCUUUCUGUUAAAAGGUAGUAUGGAGCUAUUAAAUGAAGUCACCAUAAAUUAUUUGUUGAGUCCAUUUACUCAGCAUUCUUGUGCAAGUUGCAGCUUGUUUUUGGAGAUCAUAACAUAGAUUUUUAUAAUUUAAUACAGAUUCUUAAUUACUUCUAAAUACCACUACAAUAUAGAUCUACUGUUAGGCUGAAUAGGAGAAGCCAUCUUGUUGGGAAACAACCGGACGUCUCUCGGCUCUCACCUGUGGUUCCAAGAAGCUGUAACAUGCUCAGCGACCAAAACCCAGACAAUGAUUCCGGGUUGAGGGUAGCCGAAAGGCAUAGAACUUUCAGAAAAAAAGGGCUUGUUCCCCAUAGCAUGUAAAGACUGAAUCCGGCAAAUUGUGCGGAAGAUCCACUACUUGGUCAACGGACAAAAGGUGGAGACAGCAAAGUGAUAUGAAUCGCUAAGAGCAUGGCCAGACACGUAGAACGCCAUGGUCAUUCACUGCAUGGGUGACUGGGUGGCCGAAUGGUCUAAACUGAGCAAACCUCAAGUUGUUGAUCUGGAGUUCAAUUCAGUCAAGCAAAAACAUCAUCUCAGGUGGAAGAGACUCGUUAACCUUGGUCGGCAACUCAUCUAAGAGAAGGAAACUCUGAAUUCAAACCCGGAGUUGGAGUCCCGUAAGGCGCAUACAAUGACAAUUCCUGCAACUGUACCCAUCCCUGGUCGUCUUGACAUAGAGUCUUGCCACUGGAUAUGGUGGGUCCGGAAGAGAGAGUGAGGUUGAUGCGCGCAACUCUUCCUCACUUUAAACUAAAGUCACCCGUGCAAGUUAUCAGUCAUCAGACGACUCGAUGGUCCUCGUCGGACGAACAACAUAAUUGCUUUGUACAGACUUAUUUGACUGAGAUUAAUAAUAUUCUGCACUAUUGAUUUUUCGGAUCAAAUUUAGUUUCGCACCUAUCUUCUGAAAAUUUCUCUUUUGCAAAACAAUAAAGAACUACUAAGACCUUAAUGUUCAAACAUGACAAUUUAAACCCUGAUUUGAUCAAAUCAUUGUUAACAUUUAUGUGUUGUUUUUUAGCAACUAGAUCAAGUGCAAGAAAGUCCAAAAAAGAAGGAAGUGAGUUCUCAUCUCCACCUCCCCAACGACGCAGAGUUGAUGCAUCAUCUCCUGUUGAGAUUGGACCAUUAGAUUCUUCUUCAUUAGCAGAUGGAGCCCCCGAAGCUGAUGAUUCUUUUGUUACAAGCCCAAGAGGAUGUUAGUAUAUCAUGUACCAUCAUUUCUAGGAGCGCAUAACAUAUUAGAUUUGGUGGUGAUUCAGUAAAUAAUAUGCUAAAAAAAUAGGGGGUGGGGGUUUCCCCAUAAUGUAUGGGUGCAUGAAGGUAUGGGCGGUUAUGAAAGUAUGGUAUUUUUUUGUGUGUAGAUAAUGUAUGGAUUCCCCCUAUGGCAUUUUUCUAAAAUUCUAUAAUGGUUCAUUUACAUUGCCAUUUAUUCUUUUACUAACAUAGAAUUUUGGUUAGUAUUUUUAAAAUUUCAAGUGUUUAGUUCUAUUGUAUGAUUAUUUCACAAGUCUCAUUUUACUUUUAAUUUCUUUAAAACCGGUAAAAUUGAUGGUUAUCUAAUGAGCUAAAUAAGAAAAAUUGUUUAUUAGGUAGAAUCAAAAUAUCAAAACUUAAAGGGUGAUAAUUUAAAGAUAACUAUUUCGUUAAAUUCUCAGUACCAACAAGUGAGAUUGAUCUUAGCUCACCCCUGAACUAUGGUACACCCGGAUCUCACAGUGUUGCAGGCAGCACACCAGCUCCUGGUGCAACUCCCAUUAGACACCGACCUGACGUUCGCAGUGACAGAAAACUGAGACAAGUGACUGUUGGUGGAACUGAUCCCCCAUCAGUAAGUUAUUAUAUUAAAUUUAUUUAAUAAAUUUUCACUUUAUAUAUUUAUUAUUUGGAAAAAUAAAUGUCAAAAUCCUCACUUGCCAUUUUUAAUAUAUGCUUUCAUUACUGACCUGUAAGUUUUGCUUUUAUUAUUAUUUUAUUAUAUAGUAGUUCACUUUUUAAAAUUAAAGAAUUAGUUUAGCCUGCUCAUCUCACUAUAUCAUUUGUUUAUAUAAUGGUAGGAAACUGAUCGCAGUGAAGCAGCCAGUGAUGUAAACCCUACAGGACCACAGCUUGUUAUUUGGGGAACAGAUGUUGUGGUCAGCCACUGUAAAGAAAAGUUCAGAAGCUUCAUAACCAGAUUUGUUGACAAAAGUAUGGCUGAUGAUGAACGCUUUGAUGGAAUGGAUAUAUAUGGGCCAUAUUAUCUACAGAGGAUGGACGAGGUAUAUCUUUUGGUCUUUUGUAUAGAAAACAUGAAAACAACACAACAAACCCCCCCCCCAUCAUUUCAAUGUUGAAAUAUGUAAAGACUGUUGUGAUUUAAUUAGUUCUUGAGGACAAAGUAUUUUAUUUAAAAAAUGGUUUUCCACUUCCACUAACUGAAGUAUUUCUCCUGGCCAUGAAUGUCACAAAUGACUGGGGUGGGGUUUAACAGUAACGCUCCAUUGCUUCUUCGUGUAAUUUACAAUGUGUUUUGUUCGGAACUUCCCCAUAUGUGGCACCAUGUUUACUAAAUGAUAAAUGAGCUGGGGUGCAAUUUCCGGGGGAAGUGGGGUAAUGUUUUAGGUUUGAAACGUUGGAGAUUAAUGGAUGUUAACGGUUGGAAAAGAAACAUUACUGGACUGUAUUAGAUCUCUCAAUACAUCCUUUUAUUUAUAACGUUACUGAGGAGUUUCUUGGACAUUCAUUGCGGUUUUGUGUUGUCUUCGUUGUAUUCCUCAACGUCUGAAUUACUGAACUAUCAUAAAGAGGAGCGGCCCCGUAUUAACCAACACCAAAACUACUUGGUACGCGACUAUAAGUAUGGGCCAUACCUCACACCACCAUCUCAUCUUUGUCAAUGAACAGUAUAAAAUUUUAAUUAGCACAGUCAUCGUUUAGGUGGUUUUUAUCUAGAAUAUAAAAAAAUAAUUAGGUUUAAUUAUUCAUGUACAAUGUAAAUCCACUUAGUUUAUUUUAAAGAGUUGAUAAUAAAAUAUAGGAUAUUAAUAGCUAAUUCAAAUUAAUUUUACAUUAUAAUUUAUUAUUUAUCUCUACAGAUAAAUAUUAUUGGUGAGCCCUUCCUUAAUGUCAACUGCUCACACCUUAGAGAAUUUGAUGCAGACCUUUACCGUCAGCUACUCAGCUACCCUCAAGAAGUCAUUCCUACUUUUGAUAUGGCAAUAAAUGAAAUGUUCUUUGAGCGCUUUCCAAAUGCAACACUGGAGCACCAAAUUCAAGUGCGGCCUUACAAUGCUGAACACACAAAAAAUAUGAGAGCUCUCAAUCCUGAAGGUAUGUUUUCGUUAACACCGAAUAUAUGCAAGUUCUACUAAAUUCAUUUUAAUUGCAUGAUAGAUUUGUUGUAUUACUUAAGCUUAUAAUGGAAUCUAAGUUUUAUAAUUGGAAUUUUCUAAUCAGAUAUUGACCAGCUCAUUACUAUCAGUGGCAUGGUGAUCAGGACAUCUUCUAUCAUACCAGAGAUGAGAGAAGCUUUCUUCCAGUGUCAUGUUUGUCAAAACACUACUACAGUGGAGAUUGAUCGUGGUCGCAUUGCUGAGCCUACGCUGUGCACUCAUUGUAAUACAAAAUUCUCCUACCAGAUGAUCCACAACAGAUCCCAGUUUUCCGAUAAGCAAAUGAUCAAAAUGCAGGAAUCUCCUGGUAAUGAACUUAACUUUUAUGAUACUUUUGAAGUUAAAAGUUUGACAUUUUAAAAUAUUUGGCUUGAAAGCAUUCAAUUUAUGAAACACACACUUGAAACCAGCUUCUUUUUAUGUGUCUAAGCAACAAAAAAAUUAUCAAUUAACAUUUUGUUUUUACUUUAGAGGACAUGCCACCUGGCCAGACACCACAUACAAUCAUAAUUUAUGCCCAUAAUGACUUGGUGGACCGUGUUCAGCCUGGUGAUCGUGUGACAGUCACAGGAAUAUUCAGGGCUGUUCCCCUGCGUGUGAACCCUAGACAGCGUAAUGUUAAAUCUGUGUACAAGACACAUGUUGAUGUUGUCCACUUCCGAAAAUUGGAUGCCAAAAGACUUACAGAGGAGGCAGAAGAUGGGUAAGCAUGUUGAAUUUCUGUACCAUUUAUUGUAUUAUCAUUUUUAAGUGUAACCGCUUUUGACUACAAAAGGAAUUUAUGAAUAUUAAAGUGAUGAUUUUGCAAAAAUGAAAUGCACCAUAAAGCAUUCUUGUAAAUUAUAUUUUGUAACCAGUUGCAGUCCACAACCAAAAAAAAUACAAAAAAAAACACUUCAAUUUAUCAUUUUUAAAUAUUAAAAUUCUUCUAUUCCCUUUUUAUUGCUAUAAUUUCUAUCACUUUAAUAAAAAAAAUUCUUUCCAUUAACCUCAGUCCUGAGCUAAUCUUUCCAGCUCAUUCUUUUUUUAUUGUUGCUCUCAAUCCAUGUGUUUAAUUGUUUUUCUGACACAACAUUUUCUUGUUGAUUUUGUGAUGGGGACUUAAGAAAUAUUUUAUAUUACUGUCCUCAGUGCAUGGUGCAUUGAUCUCCAUUUUCUUAUUUGUACUUCCUAAUGUCAUUUGACAUUAUUUGGGAUAUUUUAACACCAUUUUAUUUUUUUUUAGCAUUAUGCAUAGACGUGUUUAUAAAACCAUAAAAUAAUCUUUUCAUUUUAAUUUUAUAAAUUAAAUUUAGCUCUAAUAAUGCAUAACAGUUAAACAUUUUAUAUGUAGGUUUUUAGGAUAUCCUUUAAAAAGGUUUGUUUUUAUGUAACAUAGUUUUAAGUACAUAAGACUCAAGGUAUAUGAAAACUGUCAUGCACAUGGUUGUGAAGGGCAAGAAGACCAAUAGUUACAUAGUUUCUACUUUUUAUUGCAGGAAAACUGUACACAUGAGUGAAGAGAGAAUUGAAAUUGUGAAAAAUCUGUCGAAAAAGUCAGACAUUUAUGAAAGACUAGCCAGAGCUAUUGGUGAGUUUUUUCUUCAGUGUAAAGAAAUAAGGGAAUCAGAUUUCAGUUUUUUAAUAUCACUAAUCAAUUAUAUUUUUUCUGAUUUAGUAUUUGAGCUUUAAAAGUUUUUAAUAACUUCAUAUAUCCCAGCACCAAGCAUUUAUGAGAAUGAGGAUAUCAAGAAAGGAAUACUACUUCAGCUGUUUGGAGGAAACCGAAAGGACUUUACAAAUACUGGCAGGGGAAAAUUCAGGUAAUUCUUUGUUCUCUUCUUUUCUGUUUUUAAAUAAGUAUCAGUUUACCUUAUCUAAAUGAAACUAAUUGGUAUAAACAAUAUAUUUUUUCAACCAACUGCAUAGAAAAUGUGUUCAUUUAAUGAUUUUAUCUUAAAUUUAUUGGUAUUAAAUUAUAGUUAAAUUUUAAAAUUUUAAUAGCUUUUCUUUUAUUAACUUUUGCAGGGCAGAGUUAAAUAUUCUUCUUUGUGGUGAUCCUGGUACAAGUAAGUCUCAGCUCCUGCAGUAUGUUCAUCAUCUAGUGCCCCGUGGCCAGUACACAUCAGGAAAAGGUUCCAGUGCUGUCGGUCUUACAGCAUAUGUCACUAAGGAUCCUGAAACGAGGCAGUUGGUGCUACAAACGUGAGUGACUCUUAAAGGCUUAUUCAUCACUUUGCAAUACCAGAUUUAUCCAUAAUUUUGAAUACUAUGGUCUUUGUAAACAGUUUUUUUCCAACCACGUAACAUUGAUAUUUUUCUCUCUGCAGAGGAGCAUUGGUACUGAGUGACAAUGGUGUAUGCUGUAUUGAUGAGUUUGAUAAGAUGAAUGACAGCACCAGAUCUGUACUUCAUGAAGUUAUGGUAUGUUCAAUUGUAGCUGAUGAUAAAUUUCUAAAUUAAACUCUUGAAAAAAAAGAUACUCUUACAGCAAAUAUUGUGAAAAGGGAACAUUCUCUACUCAAGGCAUGGAAAAACUGUGCCACUCAAAAGUUACUAAAAAUUAUAUAGCCUUACAUAGAAUUUCCCAUCCUUUAAAAUAUAUACUGUAUAUGAAAAGUGUUUUACAAGUACUCGCUUAUAUAAUGUAAUGCAUUAAUUAUUUCGUACAUUAUUUGAGCACGUUUAUUGUAAAUGUUUAGGCUUGAAAAAAAAAAUAAUCAAGAAAUUAUUUAAUUUGAAAUUUUCCAAUUGUAUUACAAGCUCUAUUCAAAUGAAAAUACUUGAUGAGAUAUAAAUGUCCUAGAGAAACAAUUAAGCUUUCCAACAUAAUAACCUUUAUAAUUUAUUUGUUACAAGUUAAAAUGUAAGUUUAUUUAAGAAGUCAUGUUGAGAGAGAAUUAACACUUGUCAUUGUGAUAAUAUUGUGUGGACUUGUGAAAAAUUUAUACACAGAAUCAGCCUAUCAGUGUUUUUUGGACAUGCUUAUAGUUAUUACUUAUAUUGCAAAACUUCAGGAACAACAAACAUUGUCUAUUGCCAAGGCUGGUAUUAUCUGUUCUUUGAAUGCACGCACAUCCAUUUUGGCAGCAGCCAAUCCAGUUGAAUCUCAGUGGAAUAAAAACAGAACCAUCACAGAAAAUAUCCAGCUCCCUCAUACCCUUCUCUCUAGGUAAAAUUUAUUUAGUCAUUUCACUUGGUUUGCUACAAUUUUAAUUUUUUUUAAUAAUCAUUUAAAUUUAAAAAGAUCCUUUUUAAUAUCACUUAGUUUUAUGUAUAUCGUUUUGUUUUAACUUUUAUUCUUUACAUUCCUUGAAUUUUUCAUGUUUUUCUUGAGAUUUCUAGUGACUUUACAGAAGAGUCAAUAACUUUUAGAAUCCAUUUAGAAAGUUAAUGGAUAUAAAUUAUAUAUAAAUUUGUGGAGAAAUGCAUGAAGCUUCUAAAAAUGUUUGUUUGAACAUUUUUUUAAUUUCAAAAAAGAAAGAAAAAAUAAAUAAAAUUUGUACUCAAUUUAUUUGGUUAUCAGAUGAAAAGAAGAAAGAAAAAAACUUCAUGUAAUGAUUUUCAAUAUUAGAAACUUUGAAGAAUGUCAUAAUUUGAAAAAACUGUUUUAGGAAUAAGGCAUUAACCCAAAAUUCAUGAUAGUAAUCAAUGAUUGUUGAAGUUGACAAGUAUUUUUGUACAUUUGGGAAUUGACAUUUGCCAUGCACAUUUAGUUGUCCUAGAAAUUUGUAAAAUUCAUUAGACAUCUGUUAAAAUAUCCAUCAACCUCAUUUGAUGGAAGGUAUAGAAGGUCCCAUGGUAGUUGAACAGCUGGUAUAUUUUAGAAAUUUUUCAACCAAAUCCAGUAUGAAAAAUAUCUUGAAAAACCUUUAGGAGGAAGAUACUGUAUCCAUGUUAACAUUUUGUCUCUCAUAUGUAAGCCUGGCUUUCUGGCUGGGAGGAACUUCGGCAUUAGAAACAGCUGCCCACCUUCUUGAACAUCAUAUGAGUUUACCCAUUUAAUGUAAAAGAACAAAUAUGCUACUUUUAGGGAUGAAAUGAAUACAAAAUUUAUACUUCACUUAAAUUUCCAGUAUUUAUUACUUCCAAAAAUGUCUAAAAACCAUUAUGACUAUAAAAUUUAGUGUCGGUUGAUGAAAUUUUGACAACACAUUGAUGUCAAAUUUCAUGUCCUUUAGGAUGAAAUAUAUCAUAGUAAGCAGUGCCAACUGUAUUGUUUACAUUCCGUUGCUAAAGUUGCUAAGAACAACGACUUCACAAUUAACUAUUUAAUAAAAUAUUCACAUAUUAUAAAACGAUUUUAAUUAAUUAGGUUGAUUUAAAAAUGGCUAGUAAGUAUCUCAGUAUACUUAAAAACGCAAAUUAAAUCAAUAAAAUAUAGAAUGAUGAAACACUUGAUUACUAACCUUCCAGUAUUAAAAACUGUAAUGGGCUUCAAAUGGAGAUUCUCAUCAAAAUCAGAAUCAUUUAAUUCAGGUUCCCAACUAUCUUCCCUGGAAGAUUGAGAUAAAGUUUUAUUGAUGUUUUUAUCAGUAAUAUUCAUCAUUCUAGAUUCUGCACUGCCAUGUUGACAAGCGCCUCACAGUAAUUUUCUCGCAAAAAAUCAUCAAAGUUAUUUAAAAUCAGUCUUUUUUUUUUAAAUAUAUUAUUCUUCCAAUUUGUGUGAUGAAAACUAUACAACACUUUAAAAAGACACAAAUUUUACUAGCGAAAAUAACCCACAUCCAUAAAGGUACGCUCUCUUAAGAAGAGGAACGAAUAGCUAUUAAAAUUAUAUUAUUUGAUUUUUUUCCAGAUUUGACCUUAUCUUCCUUAUACUUGAUCCUCAAGAUGAGCUUUUUGAUCGCAGACUUGCUGGACAUUUAGUUUCUCUUUAUUUUAGAAGUAAACAAGCAGAGGAGGAAGAAAAUGUGGUAAUAAUUCUUUGAUUUUGUUGUUGUGAUCUUGUUUGCAAAUGCUUUAAAAUGUUAUUUAAUUGACAAUACACGGAUGGUUAGUUGUCGUGAUGCUAAAUAUAAAGCUUCUCCGGGCUAGAAGUAGUGACUACCUGGAUACACAAGAUGCCUCCUUGUCUAUAGCAUUUCUGGAUACUUCUGAAACAUGACCCCUCUUAUCUAAAUGUGACUGUAUGGGGACAACCAGCGGCUUACCAAAUGUGACUGUAUGGGCACAACAAACGGCUUACCCCAACAAAAAAAAAUGUAAUUUUAUCCUUUUCGCUGAUUACUAAUCGAUUCUUUAGGCUUUUGAACACCAUGGCCUUACAACAUCAGUACAUACUACUUUUGGAAAUUUUACUACAUUCUUUAAAACUGUGAAGUUUAACUAACUUAAAGUGGAUUCCAGGACACACCAAUAUACAAGAAAAUAAAGCAGAGACACAAGCAAAGCAGGGAGCAUCUAAUGAACAUAACUACAUCAUUUAAAAUAAAUAAAGAAUUAUAUGAGUUAACAGAAAAUAAAGGUUAAAUGGAUGGGCUCAUCAGGAAGAUUGAUCUGGCCAAAAUCCCAAAUACCCAUACAUUUCCUUCAUAGACAAAAACUCGUAAUCUUUGGCCUGCACAUAGGCACCCAUCAAAACUCAAACUUUAUCUGUAUAAAAUCAGACUGAACACCAAAUCGCUCUCUCUGCAAACAUCCAAAUGAGAUAGUACCAGGUCACCUCUUUCACUGCCCAGCAAUUAUCUACAAUUUCACAAAGACCAGCUGAGCACGACCUGCACAUUUUUUGCCAUGGCCUCAUGCCAUUCAGCACAUAAAUGGUUCCUGGUACAGAAUGAAGGAUGACAAGGAAUUCACUAUGCAAAUGCAGGGUGUUGGAAAUAUACACAUUAUUUAAGUAUUUGUGGAGUUUAAAAAGUAUUAAUCACUUGUGUGGUAAAGUUAGUUUUUGUUGAUUAACAUGUGGGAUUUUUUAUUAUGAGUUUUAGAUUGACCAAAAAUAAUGUUUAAUACCAGUAGACAUUGCUUGCUUUUAUAAUUAUAAUUGUUUUUACAGGAUAUGACCAUUUUGAAGGAUUAUCUCACAUACGCCAAAGCUUUUGUACACCCCAAGAUUGGAGAGGAGGCUGGACAGGCAUUCAUCCAUGCAUAUGUUGAAAUGCGUAAAGUGGGAAGUUCAAGGGGCCAGGUAUCUGCCUACCCAAGACAGUUGGAGUCAUUGAUAAGAUUAGCAGAAGCUCACGCCAGAAUGAGGCUGUCUGAAACUGUUGAGGUGGCUGAUGUUGAAGAGGCAAGAAGGUAAACAUUGCUUGUGGUGGCCAGCGUCAUAUCAUCCCAGCAAAAUAGAUAAGAUUUGAUCAAAUCAAAUAAACGUUUUGAUCCCUAUUGCAGAUCUGUUUACUCUUACGAUUUUGGCGUACAAUGUAUGAUUUUAAGGUGUAUACAUGUUCAUACUGUAGGUUUAUUUUUUUACAAUUAAGAUGUUUUAAACGAUUUUGUGAUGAUAUUGUACGAUUUGAAGAGUUUGAGGGUUAACAAGUCUGCUAUUAUUGUGAGAUAUAGUUUUCCUGAUUUUUUUAUUAUGCAAAGCAAAUAUUGACUCAAAUUAAAAUUAGUAAUUUUCAACUACAGAAUUCAUAAAAUAAGCAGUGAUUUGUUGUUUUCUAUAUAGAUUGUACAAAGAAGCAUUGAAACAAGCUGCCGUUGAUCCUGCCACUGGAAAGAUAGAUAUUACAAUUCUGACCACUGGCAUGAGUGGAGCUGCCCGGAAGAGAAAGGCUGAAGUGGCUGCAGCCUUGAAGAAAAUGAUUCAGUCCAAGGGUAAAGUGCCGACACUUAAACAUCAGAAGCUCUAUGAAGACUUCAGGGAGACAUCAGAUUUUGUAAGUCCUUCUCUAGAUUUUAAAUUUAUUUUUUAAUGCCGAUUUUCCAUUAGAACAAAUAUGUUUUCAAUUAAAAUUCUGCUUCUGAAAUAUCUAAAUCACAAAUGAUUAAAAUGAAAAGGUUGGUGAUGAUAGGUAAACCAAUAAUUUAUUUUAAAAAUUCUCUCAAGUGGCAUGACUAUUUUACCUUUUGCAGUCCCAAGGGCCAAAUAAUUUUCUCAUAGCAAAUUUACUUAUUUGUUGAUUUAAUAUCCUUUCCUCAGCCUAUUACCAAGGAAAUGUUUGAUGAUGCUUUGCGUGAGCUACAGGAUGAGGACUUCCUCAUUGUGACCAACAAAGUUAUUCGUCUCUGCUCUACUUAGAUAUCUUUUAAUGUCUUUUGUAUUUUGGAUUAAGUAUUUUUAAACUGUAACUCCAUAAAAUGUUCCACAUAUUUUUUUUUCAUAUUUUAAAAAAAAUUAUGUGUUGGCGAGGAUCAUGAUAUAAUAUUGUUGGACAGUUGGUAUGCAAGGCUAAUUGGAGAAGUUGUAUUUUAUGAAAUUUCCUUUAAUCUCCUAGUUAUUUCUACAUCAUGUUAGCUAAAUUACCUUUAUUUAAAAAUAAAAAAAUUAUUGGUAAAUUAUACUACUUUAAAAAAUUAAAAAUGUUGCUUGUAUUGUAACUUGCUAGUUUGUUAUAAGAUAUAGUCUUUAUAUCUGUUGUAGUUUACAUUUGCUUUUCAUAGAAAGUUAAAACAUUACAUUGUCAUUUUAUGCCAGGGUUUGAUUUUUCACCAUUUCGUUGAUAAACUUUUGAAUAUGAUCAUGUGUACAUUAAAAAGACUGAAAUAUUCUG